AGUCGCCGACGACGUGUGGCUUGUGUCCGGGUCGGUAUUACCGGUUGAUGGUGAGCCUAAAAAGGCCAGCUUCCGGUGGAUUGUGUGUGUCUGAUCGGUUACAAGUUCUGAGGAGAGAGCCCUCUCUCACACCGGGCACUGGCCCAGGGCGGACGCAAAGAAGCGGUGCUGAAAUAAUUCUACUGAGCAGUGGGAACUGAAAAUGCAGUCAAGGCGUUCACUGGUGACGAAGCUCAUUGGGUUGCUGAUGGCAGUGGGCACCAUUGACCCUUGUCGGGCGGUUGCCGUGGAAACGCCCGAGCCCGCAUCACUUCUCAGGCCUCGAGACGUGAAUCCACAUCCGUACCGGAACGCGUACGAAGGCGUCGCCAUCUUCGAUCGCAACCUAAUUACCAACAGUGAAAAGUUCGCCCAAAAUCUUCUCAAUCAAGGUCCCAUCCAGUUCCCACGAGCCGGUGCCCCGUCGGUAAAUGGUUUGCCGUACCCUUACGAGGCCCUCGCACUGAAGGAACGCCACCAGAAGAUGGGGCGGUUUGCCGGAGCGGACAGUCCGAUAGUGAAACCAGUCUAUCAGGCUUUGGCCAAGCACGGCGCUCGGGUUCUCGGCAGGAGCUAUACGGUUGACGAUAAUGAGAUCUUUAACCAGGAAGCUUCGACGAAUGUGAAGAAAAACUAUGUCUUCUCGUACGCGGUGAAGGAUUCCGCUUCGGGGGAUGACUUUUCUCACACCCAGCAACAGCAAACGGACGGAGCGGUCAAGGGAAGCUACAAAGUACAGCUACCGGACGGACGGAUGCAGAUCGUCAAGUACGUGGCAGACAGCAACGGCUACCGGGCGGAUGUGACUUACGAGAACGAACCAGCGACGGCUGCGGUGCCCGGGACGCCCGGCGCAUACAACUACUAUCGGAGACCUACUGUCUCCCAGCGGCAGGAACAGGAACAUCAACAACCACAGUAUCGCAGCCAACCCCAGGUAUACUACGCAGCGACUCCUGCACAGAUUCCUGCUCCCUUCUACCCAACCCAGUUGCGCGAUGUCAAGAUCCACAGCUACAACACAGCACCCCACGCUGGAGCAGUGAUUGCUUCAACAACAACGCAAGCCACACCGGCCACGGGAACGUAUCUGGCCACAUUUACGGCCCCUGCAAAUCUGGCGUACAUUGCGGCGACGUCACCAAUCGCGGGAACGGAACAGUCACACGGAGCAGCCCUUACGGCAGUUCCCGUUGCCAUGAUCACGACGGCAUCGGGCGCAUCGCUUCCGGCGUACCGUGACAUCCACGUGGCCCCUCCCGCACCCGUGCAGCCUCUCGGGGUAGCUUUCGCGUCUGCUGGCCGACGGACCACAGUGUACGCGGAAAGAGUACCCCAGUCGUUCGCGGGAGCCGGCCUACAGCAAACAAUCUACCGGAACGUUCAACCGACGUUGGUUAACGACAACACCAAGCACUCCGUGGUAGCCAACCUGGCCAACUACAUCCAGGGCUUUGUGCAGAUCCCAGCCGACAAUCGGGUGUACAGACGGAACACGGAUCGCAGCACGGAAGUGCUAACGACGAAUCAGAGUCCGUCCGAUCACGAUCAAUCGAAAACGAAGGCCGGCAAUCAAACCAAACGCAGCAAACCAGCACAGAAGGCGACAGUGUGACAGAAUGAUGUCUGGUUUAUUUUGCUAACAA
Messenger RNA from Anopheles cruzii, 1685 nucleotides. RefSeq lists its product as uncharacterized. The record is from RefSeq and is a predicted model, not a curated record. Gene Ontology annotation, cellular component: extracellular matrix. The transcript is spliced from 5 exons. NCBI's taxonomy places the organism in Eukaryota, Metazoa, Arthropoda, Insecta, Diptera, Culicidae. Bases 203 to 1654 code for a protein of 483 amino acids.